Molecule: messenger RNA, 2415 nt
Organism: Lodderomyces beijingensis
Lineage: Eukaryota; Fungi; Ascomycota; Pichiomycetes; Serinales; Debaryomycetaceae
Source: the annotation of a GenBank genome assembly
AUGCAGGGACAGCCCAAAUCGAAUUUGCAAGCGCAGCAAAUACUCUUGCAGCAGCUUCAUCUGGGACAGCAGCAGUCACAUCUUCAGCUGCAACAACCUCAGCAACCGCAAAAUGCAGGGAACGGACUAGCUGCCGGCUUUCAACCAAACGACGCCUUUAACGACAAUCUUGGUCAGAACGUGUUUCAAAAUAGCUUUCUGCGGAACCUGAACUCCUUGCAACAACAACAACAGCAACAGCAGCAGCAACAGCAACAACAACAACAACAGCAGCAGUUCCUUCCACAAUUUCAACAAAAUCAAUCUGCUCAAAGUGGCGGAAACCCACAAGUAAUUGGCGGCGGUAUUCUGCAAUCGCAGCAGCCGUACCAACCGAACCCCCAAUUGCAGAGACACGUCGCAGGCCUUCAGCAACCAUUCUUCAAUCAACCACAAUCGGUACUUCUGAAUCAACAAAAACAACAGCAGCAGCAACAACAACAACAACAACAACAACAACAACAGCAGCAGCAGCAGCAACACCUUCAAAUGCAAGCAGGGCAGUUACAAACGCCGGCGCCCAAGCACAACAAAUUGAAUGUAGAUAAUCCAAACAGCGACCACUGGCAAAACCAAGAACAAUUAUACCAACUAUCUAGGUCAAAUAAAGUCCCGCACUCGUAUGCAAGACAGUACGCUUCAAAUUCGAGAAAAUUGAAAAACCCAUAUACAGACCCAAAGUCGAUAGGUUUAGUAGAGGCGACCAAGGCCAUCGUGGCUAAUGCAGAAGAAGAGGAGCAGAAGAGGAGCAGCCUGUCUAGUAGUGACACGCCAACUACAAACUCGGCGUUGCUCCACAACAAGAAAAUCUCGCAAGACCUUGAUGACGACUCGAUGGAAGAGCAGCGGAUGAGAUUGAAAACACAGGGCAGACAGUUGUGGUGCCAGUUGGACUUGAGUGGACAAGGGUUGGUGCACCUAUCGCCAAAGCUAUUUCAUUACGACUUUCUAGAAUCAUUAUAUUUAAACAACAACAAAUUGACCACUGUUCCGCGGGCGAUCAGCAAGUUGAGGAGUUUGAGAAUACUUGAUCUAUCCAACAAUAGAAUCAGCGAGCUUCCUUCUGAGCUUGGCUUGUGUUUCAAUUUGCGAUUCUUGUACUUGUUUGACAACAACAUCAAGUCUUUGCCCAGCUCCUUUGGCAACUUGAUUGAGCUUUUGACGUUGGGAAUAGAGGGAAACCCAAUGGACUUGAGUACAGCAAACUUGCUAGCGGAAAGGGGAACCAAAGACCUUAUAGCCACAAUCAGAGACCUGCAAACAACGAGGAAACCGCCGGCACCGAGACCAUGGUUGCAAGUGGAGGAUGAUGGAGAAGUGGUUGAUUCUCAAGAAGCGUACACUCAGGAGAGCAACAAUCAAGCCAACACAUUCACAAUACUUUCGUACAACACCUUGUGUCAGCAUUAUGCAACGCCAAAAAUGUACAAAUUUACUCCCUCGUGGGCUUUGCAGUGGGACUAUCGGAGAGCUGCAUUGGAAAAGGAAAUUUUGCAUUAUUCCACCGAUAUCAUCUGUAUGCAAGAAAUGGAAACCAAGACCUACAUGGAUUUUUGGUACCACUUGUUGACGCAGAAUGGUUACAAAGGGUUGUUUUUCAACAAGACGAGAUCAAAAACGAUGAGCGAGAAGGACUCGUUGAAAGUUGAUGGAUGUGCCACUUUUUACAAAGUCGACAAGUUUACCUUGGUGCAUAAACAAAACUUUGAAUACAAUAGUGUGUGCAUGGGGUCCGACAAGUACAAGAAGACCAAGGACUUGUUCAAUCGGUUUAUGAACAAGGACAACAUUGCGUUGAUAUCGUAUUUGCAGCAUAAGGAAACGGGCGAAAAGAUUUGCUUUGUCAAUACGCAUUUGCACUGGGACCCGGCGUUUAACGAUGUCAAGACGUUGCAAAUUGGGAUACUUUUAGAAGAGCUCCAGCAUAUAAUCAAGAAAUACCAGCAUGCGUCGUCAUUGGAUGAAGUGAAAAACUCGUCGCUUGUUAUUUGCGGGGAUUUCAACUCCGUGAAAGAGUCAGCCGUGUACCAGCUUUUCUCAACUGGGGCCUCAAAGAACCACGACGAUAUGGCUGGCCGUGACUAUGGUAAGCACACGGAAUCCGGUUUCCAUCAUCCAUUCAAGCUAAAGUCGGCCUAUGAAACUCUUGGCGAGUUGCCAUUUACGAAUUUGACCCCUGCAUUCACUGAUAACAUUGACUAUAUAUGGUAUCUGACCUCGACGUUGCAAGUGAAGGGGUUGUUGGGUAAAGUUGAUCAAGAAUACGCCGAUGAGUGUAUUGGGUUCCCCGAUGCUCAUUUCCCGAGUGAUCAUGUUCCAAUCUUGGCCAAGUUCCAAAUCAAGAAAUCACUUGCUGGUGGUGGUGGUAGCAAUUGA